This is a messenger RNA of Adineta steineri, 3252 nucleotides long. NCBI's taxonomy places the organism in Eukaryota, Metazoa, Rotifera, Eurotatoria, Adinetida, Adinetidae. The record is from the annotation of a GenBank genome assembly.
AUGCCAAAUGAACGACAUCGAAUUAAUUUAUUACGAAUGGACGUUGAUAGUGUAUUAAAACCGUUUAAUGAUGAACAAAAAUAUUUGCAAAAACUCCGUCGAUCAACAACUAUUGAACCUAUACUUUUACAUUUAUUUAAUUUAUUAGAAAUUGAAGAUUAUCGUUUAUUAUUUUCUUCCAUAAAUCUUCAAACAGUUGAUUUGAAAUGGUUACAAAAUUUUAGUAAAUUAUGUCUGAAACGUUAUUUCGAAUUAGAUGAUAUUUUUUUUUCUCAAACAUUUCAAAUAAAUUCUCAAAAUAAACAUGAUACAAAAUCUAGUAUUGAAAAUUAUACAAAUUUUUUAAUUGAAAAUAUAAAAAAACGUUUUGCAAUGAAAUAUUUUUGUGCAAUUGUUUUUGAAAUUGAACAAUUAAAUCGUUUUAAAUUUGAUGAAGUAUCCAAACAAUUAAAUGAAAAUAAUCGUAUUAUCAAUGAACUGUUUUUAUUAUGUAACACUCAUGAUAAUAAUGAUGAUAAAGACGAUAGUAUUAUACAUUUAAGUUCAACACCAGCACAAUUAAUUAAUCGACCCAUAUAUAUUAAUUAUAAACCUAUACAUAUGGUUUAUUUACGUGAAAAUCUUUGUAUUAAAAAUGAUCUUGAUCAACGUUUACCAUUAAAAGGUAUAACAAAUACAUUUGUUGCUGAUUUAAUUAAUACAAAACAAAUCAAUAUACUUGAUGAAAUAACCGGUAAAACAUAUGAUAUACCAACGAAAUGGCUUUAUUUUUCUAAACCAUGUGAAACAAAUGUAAUUUUACCAUUAAAAUUACGUGUUUUAAUAAUUGAUUCUCAAACUGGACGUCGUCGUUAUGGUUUAAUUGGUGAAGAACCGGGCAAAAAUAAUGAUUAUCGUUGUUUAGUUCUUUUUACUGAUGAUCAAACAAAUAUAUCAGCUAAUUAUCAUCCAUCAUCUCAUAUACAUAUAUGUCUUGAUCAAACAUUUUCAACACAUUUACAUGAAAGUAAAAAUGAUUUUCUUGAAAAAUAUUUUGCAUUAUAUCCGGAACGAAUGAUGUUAAGAGUAAAAGAAGGUUCUAUUGUUAAAGUACGAAAUGUAUCUGCAAAUUUACAAAAUAAUAAUUCAUUUGUACCUGCACUUGUGGUACAAAUUGAUGGUUCAAUGAUGCAAAUUGAAUUAAGUCAUAGUAAACAACGAAAAUGGCUUUAUCGUGGUUCACCAUUACUUGAUCAAAUGCAUAAUUAUUAUUCAACACAAACAAAAGCAGCUGUGAAUGGUCUUUCACGUCGAACAGCUCGACAACAUUUAUCAGCUAGAAGAACAAAUGCACCUGAAAUUAUUUGUUUGAAUGAUCAAACAUCACCAACACCACCAACAACAUCAACAACACCAUCACCACCAAUAGCAACAAAUAAAAUAAAAUCUGUUCGAACAGCUGAUCAAGCAAUAGAUGGAUCAGAUGAAACGAGAUCUAUAAAACGACCUCGAAUAUCAAAUGAACAAGAUAUGCGAAAACCUUCACCAGUUCAAUCGUCUCUUUCGAUUCAAACUGGUUUACGAACACUCCGACCACGUCAACCAAAUAGUAAUACACCUCAUACAGUACCAUCUUCUUCCUCGAAUGAUAAUACAACACCAAUAAAUCUUCAUCGGCAAUCAUCUUCAUCAUCAACUUCAUCUAAUCAGUGUACUACAUCUGUGCAAUUACGUCCCACUCAUUCAAAUUCAAAUCCAAGAAUAUCAAUUAAUCCAUUAUUUCUUGAAUUAGCAGAAAAAUUUCUUCUUCGUUAUUCUUAUGAAUUUCAUCCACAUAAUUGUUCACAUAAAUGUGUUGUUUAUGCUGAAAAACAUUUUCAACAACUGCCAAGAACUAUGAAUCCAUUUUUAAAACCAUUUGCUUGUCAUUGGACAAUGCUUGACAAUGUACGUGUUAAAAAAGCUGGUGAUAUUCGUCUUAAAGCAACACGUUCAGCAGUUAUAUAUUGUACACCAUGUGGUCGAAAACUUAUUAGUCAAGCUCAAAUAGAUAAUUAUCUUCAUGAAACAAAAUCAAAAUUAACUAUUGAAUUAUUUGUAUUUGAUUGUAAAGCGAAUAUGAAACAACAUUAUUGCCCAGAUGGUAAAAUAUUAGAUGCAGAUAUAUCAAAUGGACAAGAAAAUGUUCCAAUAUCAGUUGUAAAUGAAGUUGAUAAAGAACCAAAUAAAAUUGAAGAACCUAGUACAUUUAAAUAUCGUGUUGAACGAACACCAGUUGCAGGUGUUAAUAUGGUUGUGAAUGAAUCAACAAUGACAUGUUGUACUUGUACAGAUGGAUGUAGAAAUAGAAUUAAAUGUGCAUGUUGGUUGCGUACAUUGAAAUAUGCUGAAUUAAUCGGUGAUGAACGUGUUAAAACUAUGAAAGCAAAACAUAAAAGUCAAACAGAAAUUCUCAAUCAACUUGGUUAUCGUUAUCGACGUUUACAUAAAAAUGUUCCUGGUGGUAUAUAUGAAUGUAAUGAUCGAUGUUCAUGUCAUAAACAAACAUGUUCAAAUCGUGUUGUUCAAAAUGGUAUUAUAGCACAACUUCAAUUAUUUAAAACUAAUGCACGUGGUUGGGGUGUACGUACUUUACAUGAUCUUCCAAUAGGAACAUUUAUUAGUGUAUACUCAGGUGAAAUUUUUACUAGUGAACAAGCCGAUGAACGAGGAAAAUUACUCGGUGAUGAAUAUCAAGCAGAUUUAGAUUUUUUUGAAAAUAUUAAUCAUGAUUCUGAAGAAGAACAAAAUGGAAUUAGCAUAGAACUAGAUGAUGACGAUGAAGAUGGUGGUGGUAAUUCAUCUCCAUCAAGUACAGAAUCAACUAAUACUCGUCUUCGAAAUGCUAAUCUACAAUCACGUGCACGUGAAUUACUCAAUAAAAAAGAUACAAAAAAAUCAUCAAAAUCCAUUGCUGAUGAUAAUGAUAAUAAUUCAGCAUUAAAUCGAACCGUAUUGCCCGACUAUGAUAGUGUUGUGUAUACACUCGAUGCUAAAUUAAUCGGAAAUAUAGGUCGAUAUUUUAAUCAUUCAUGUUCACCAAAUAUUGCUGUACAAAAUGUAUUUGUUGAUACACAUGAUAUACAUUUUCCGUGGAUUGGAUUUUUUGCAACAAAAUUAAUUCGAUCGGGUACAGAAUUAUGUUGGGAUUAUAAUUAUACAGUAGGUGAAAUAGCUGGCCGUCGUAUGGAUUGUCAUUGUGGUUCAGCUGAAUGCCGUCGUCGAGUUCUAUAG